GGCGGCCGCGGCGGAGACACCAGCGGCGGCGGCGGCGGCGGCGGCGGCGGCGGAGCCGGGCCCGGCGGCAGGAAUGCGGAACCGGCGCGCGGGCUGAGGCCGCCCAGGAUGGCGCAGGGCCGCGGGCGGCGGGCAGCCUGCGUGGGGCCCUAGCGCGGCGGGGCGGACGCUCCGGGCCCCGGGCCGGCAUCCCGGGCGGCCAGCAUCGCGGCCAUGGCCAAGGAGCGGCGAAGGGCCGUCCUGGAGCUGCUGCAGCGGCCGGGGAACACGAGAUGCGCCGACUGCGGCUCCCCGGAUCCCGACUGGGCUUCCUACACCCUGGGGGUGUUCAUCUGUCUGAGCUGCUCCGGAAUCCACCGGAAUAUCCCCCAGGUCAGCAAGGUGAAGUCCGUCCGGCUGGAUGCCUGGGAGGAGGCCCAAGUGGAGUUCAUGGCCUCCCAUGGGAACGACGCUGCGAGGGACAUGUACGAGUCCAAAGUGCCUCCCUUCUACUACCGGCCCACGUUUUCGGACUGUCAACUCCUGCGUGAGCAGUGGAUCCGGGCCAAGUACGAGCGGCAGGAGUUCACCCACCCUGACAAGCAGGAGCCCUACUCCGCAGGAUACCGAGAAGGCUUUCUCUGGAAGCGCGGCCGGGACAAUGGGCAGUUUUUAAGUCGCAAGUUUGUGCUGACGGAACGGGAAGGGUCCCUGAAGUAUUUCAACAGAAGCGAUGCCAAGGAGCCCAAGGCUGUCAUGAAGAUCGAGCAUCUGAACGCCACUUUCCAGCCAGCCAAGAUCGGCCACCCCCAUGGCCUGCAGGUCACCUACCUGAAGGACAACAGUACCCGCAACAUCUUUGUCUACCAUGAGGACGGGAAGGAGAUCGUGGACUGGUUCAACGCGCUCCGUGCCGCCCGCUUCCACUACCUGCAGGUGGCAUUCCCAGGGGCCAGUGACGCUGAUCUGGUGCCGAAGCUCUCCCGGAACUACCUGAAGGAAGGCUACAUGGAGAAAACGGGGCCCAAGCAAACAGAAGGCUUCCGGAAGCGCUGGUUCACCAUGGAUGACCGGAGGCUCAUGUACUUCAAAGAUCCCCUGGACGCCUUUGCUCGUGGGGAAGUCUUCAUCGGCAGCAGGGAGAGUGGCUACACGGUGCUGGACGGGCUCCCACCGUCCACCCAGGGCCACCACUGGCCACAUGGCAUCACCAUCGUGACGCCGGAGCGUAGGUUUCUGCUGGCCUGCGAGACAGAGACGGAGCAGCGGGCCUGGGUAGAGGCUUUUCGGAAGGUCGUGGACAGGCCCAUGCUGCCCCAGGAGUACGCAGUGGAAGCCCACUUCAAACAUAAACCCUAACGAGAGCCGGUUCUGGAGGCCCGAGGGAACUGGACUCGCUGAAGUGGCCAUCGAGGAGGCAGCGGCCAGACUGGGGGGCCCGGCAGAUGAAGGAACCGGCUUCCUGGCCCCAGCCCUAAGUGGCAGCCCCGGACUUGGCCAGGUGGGGCCUGAGCUUUAGCCACUAGGACCUGUUUCUCUGGAACCUCACUGCAGGCCGGCCGACCUGACCCCCACCAUGCUGCCACCCACUGAUGUGACCCCUGCCAUGCCCCCCCACCCCCGGCCACUGAACCACUCUUCCUCUGAGG
Molecule: messenger RNA, 1628 nt
Organism: Odobenus rosmarus divergens (Pacific walrus)
Lineage: Eukaryota; Metazoa; Chordata; Mammalia; Carnivora; Odobenidae
Gene: ADAP1
Product: ArfGAP with dual PH domains 1
Exons: 11
Coding region: 214-1338 (374 amino acids)
Biological process (GO): positive regulation of GTPase activity
Cellular component (GO): intracellular membrane-bounded organelle; plasma membrane
Molecular function (GO): phosphatidylinositol bisphosphate binding; GTPase activator activity
Source: RefSeq, a predicted model, not a curated record